AUGGCUCGUUUGAGGUCCCAGGAUGCGUUGAUGCAGGAGCUUCAGCAGGAGCGCCUCGAUGUGGCUGCUGGAGACGCCGCCAAGUUGAGGACUCCUCGGUCGCGAGCCAAAAAGACUUUUCCAGUGGCCACCCCUUCCAGUACUCCCGCUGCAGGUUCCUCGAAGAGCCAAGACGAUGCUUCCUGGGGUGCUGUUCGCGAUGUUCCAUGCAUUGGCUGUAUCAAGAGUCUGGCUGCGAGCGGCUCUGAUGGUUCCUGUCACGACCAGAAGGACUCAUCUGCUGCUCGCUGUGCUCGGUGUUCGAAGGGUCACAAGUGUAUUCCGGUCCCUUUCUACCUCAUGCCUUUUGUGGACGAGCUUUAUAUGGCCAAGCGUGCGCUUGCUUCUGCUGAGGAGAUGGAUGCUCCUACGCCCUCGAAGAAAAGGACGCGCGCUGGAAAAGCUGCUCUUGAGCAUUUUGAGGCGGGCAAGUUCUCGGAGGUUGACGAGCUGCAGAAGCAGAUUGAGGCGCUCACGGAAGAGCGUGAUGUGCUCCUUGCUGAGCAGGAGGCUGAUCGUAAGGAGGCAGUUUCACGCUCUGCCAAGGAGGGGAAGGCCGUGGUUUCGGCUAAGAAGAAGGGAAAACAAGCUGCCGUUCAGUCUGUCUCGCGCUCUGUCGAUGAUCAUCCUGUCGAGUCUUACCGUGAAUGGCAUCUGAAGCACGAGAAAGCCAAAGCUGAUAUCGAGGCAGUGCUGGCUACCCUUCACCCCCCACCUAAGGAGUGA
Cryphonectria parasitica EP155 is the source of this 765-nucleotide messenger RNA. RefSeq lists its product as uncharacterized. The record is from RefSeq and is a predicted model, not a curated record. Bases 1 to 765 code for a protein of 254 amino acids. The transcript is spliced from 2 exons. NCBI's taxonomy places the organism in Eukaryota, Fungi, Ascomycota, Sordariomycetes, Diaporthales, Cryphonectriaceae.